AUGUCCGGCGUCACAUCGCGGCUGUCUGGCCUGCUGGGCCAUUUUUCGGGCUCUACAGCACCGGCACCCUUCGAGCACCGCUUUAACCAUCACACGCUUUCGCCAACCUUCUUCCUUCCCCGAGCGGCGGCAAUUGAGCCUGAUGCCGAGGCGGUCUACCAUGUUACCGCAAACAAUAAGAUCCUCCGUAGGACUUACAGCGAAACCGCAGAUCGCGCGCGUGGCCUGGCGUACUUCGUGAAGAAGAAGGGGUUCCGAAGAGUCGGUAUUCUUUGCCCCAACACACCGGCCUUUUUGGAAUCGAUUUUUGGGAUUGCCGCGGCUGGUGCUGCGAACGUCGGUGUUAAUUACCGCCUCAAGCAAGAGGACAUUACCUACAUCUUCGAGCACGGCGACGCGGACGCGAUCAUCGUGGAUCAGGAAUUUGCACACCUCCUCGACACUUAUCGGUCGCAACAUCCCAGUGUUCCCAUAAUCGUGGAUACUGAUACCGACGUUACCGAAGGGGAACUGACGGGUCCCUUUGACGAUGCAGUGCUAGAAGGGUUGAAGCAUGACCUGGAGACUGGCGCGCGGGGCUGGGCGGGCCUGGAGGCUCAAGCGGCGGACGAGGACUCUUUAAUUGCACUGGCAUAUACCAGCGGCACUACUGCCCGGCCCAAAGGUGUUGAAUAUACUCACCGGGGUUGUUAUUUGGCAGCGCUGGCUAAUGUUAUUGAGUCCGGCCUGAACUUCCACCGUGGCCGGGCAAAGUAUCUGUGGACAUUGCCCAUGUUCCAUGCAAUGGGAUGGACAUUCCCGUGGGCCGUAACCGCAGUUCGCGGCACUCACUACUGUCUCCGCAAGAUCGAUUACCCCGAAAUUUGGAGACUGCUGAAGGAGGAGCACAUCAGCCAUUUCAACGCGGCGCCGACAGUCAACACUCUUCUGUGCAAUGCGAAAGAGGCCGAGCGGCUCCCGGAGCCCGUUCGUGUUACCGUGGCAGCCAGUCCACCAACGCCUCAUCUAUUCGAGCAAAUGACCGACCUUAAUCUCCAUCCGGUCCACGUUUACGGGUUGACCGAGACCUAUGGGCCGAUCACUAAGGGUUAUUAUUUGCCCGAAUGGGAUCACAUCCCAUUGAAAGAGAAGUACCAGAAGAUGGCCCGACAGGGACAUGGCUUCAUCACUAGUCUGCCCGCACGGGUGAUCAAGACCGCGGUGCCUGAGGGAAUGAUCACCGAUGUCCAGCAAGAUGGCAAGGAGAUCGGUGAGAUCGUCUUCUUCGGGAACAUCUGUGCCAAGGGAUACUACAAGGACCCGGAUGCUACUAGGAAGCUCUUUGCAGGCGGGGUAUUGCACUCUGGGGAUCUGGCUGUCUGGCAUCCCGACGGCGCAAUUCAGAUUCUCGAUCGCUCGAAGGAUAUCAUUAUAAGUGGUGGGGAGAACAUAUCGUCCGUAGCCUUGGAGUCGAUGCUAGCCACACACCCCGACAUCCUAGAGGCCGGAGUCGUGUCGGUCCCCGAUAGCCACUGGGGAGAGCGUCCGAAGGCAUUUAUCACAGUAAAGGAAGGCAAGAACCUGGAGGGUGCCGACGUGAUCAACUGGGCUCGGAAUGCCAGCGGAAUCAGCAAGUUUAUGAUCCCACGUGAGGUCGAGGUGGUGGCGGAGCUUCCCAAGACCAGCACGGGCAAGAUUCGAAAGAAUGUGCUGCGCGACUGGGUGAAGGGGCCGGAACGGAAUACUGGGAAUUAA
Molecule: messenger RNA, 1734 nt
Organism: Penicillium canariense
Lineage: Eukaryota; Fungi; Ascomycota; Eurotiomycetes; Eurotiales; Aspergillaceae
Product: putative AMP-binding domain protein
Exons: 5
Coding region: 1-1734 (577 amino acids)
Source: RefSeq, a predicted model, not a curated record